This is a messenger RNA of Exophiala xenobiotica, 3551 nucleotides long. RefSeq lists its product as hypothetical. The coding region runs from base 101 to 1681 and encodes 526 amino acids. The record is from RefSeq and is a predicted model, not a curated record. Gene Ontology annotation, molecular function: zinc ion binding; DNA-binding transcription factor activity, RNA polymerase II-specific. The transcript has 4 exons. Lineage: Eukaryota; Fungi; Ascomycota; Eurotiomycetes; Chaetothyriales; Herpotrichiellaceae. Gene Ontology annotation, biological process: regulation of DNA-templated transcription.
CGGAGUAUCCAUCUGACUCACUCUCGAGAAGCACUCAACAAUUGAAGUGUUCAAGUUUGUUCUUGCGCUAUGGUAGACGGGUACUAGACAUCCAUGGAUCAUGGCGCAGGAUGACCUCGCCCCACGGCGCGUCCAAUUCUCUUCUUGCGACAGCUGCAGGAGAUCACGCGUGGCCUGUGACGCCCAAAGAACUCGGCACAACAGCGACGCUUCACAAGCAGCUGGACCCUGCACAAGAUGCACGAACCGACAGCGUCAAUGUACCUUUGAGUGGCUCAAACGCAAGAAUAAUCCCAGAGCGACACCAUCGCGAAGGAAAGCGCAAGAUCAACCUCCGCACGAUGGCACUGAGGCACAAGCCUCUGAGCAGAGAGGCCUUGUCUCCGGCCGCUCGAUGUCCGAAUUGAGCGAACAUUCUGGUAACGAGUGGAAUUGGCCCACCAGAGAUCUCCCACCGGUGAUCCACUCUCAAUCGGCCCUGAACUCGGACGAUUUUGACACGAUUGUCGACAAGCAAUGGCUACACAAUAUCUACGAGAAUGUGUUUGAGACAGUCUUUGGGUCCUGGUUGGGAAAAUAUAGUAAUCCCUUUGCAUUCGGUGAACACAGCCUGUCGGAAUUGUGCGUGAGCAUACACCAGCUGUGUCGCCGGCUUGAUCGGUGGAUGGACGAGGAUUGGGAAAGCCCAGCUGCUAUGCUGGACCACGGGCGCCCUGCGGACGCAGCAAGGCGAGAAAGGGACCUCCAGAUCGACCAAUGGCUCGACCAUGCCAUCGAGGCAUUCGCCGCCCGCUGGCUGCCGUUGACAAUGCAAUCAGUUGAUUCAGAGUUCUCAUCUGCCGAAGUCGUCAGGGCACUCUGGCGAUGUGCACACAAGGACAUGCUAAAGGUGAUCAACAGGCCAUCCUACCGAUCGAUGCUGACCUUGCUUCUAUUUGCACUGACUCCGAUCCCGGCGGGUAUCUCUGAGGAGGAAGAGCUCGAUCGUGUCUCCGGUCAAGUCUGUGUUCAUGCGGCACUUCAGCAGAUCCAGGAACUACGCGCUCAUCAGCGAAGUCUUCGGUUCAACGGCAACCGAGUCAACUUAGACAUCCCCGUUCGUCCCCCGGGUGCCAGCCCUCAUUCUCUUGCAACUGCCAAUUUCAUCAAUGCCGAGAGCACUGCCUACUGGGUCGCUCUUACUUUCGACACCUCUGCUUCGUUGACACUCGGCUGCAAGCCAUUGCUCUCUUCAGGCCUUUUCGGUUUUGAGUCGGAAUCCUCCUGGCGCCUGGUUCGUGCGUGUAUGGAGAUCUUCCGCGACAUGACAAAGGACUGGCAUGAUCCCGAGUUCGACAUGACGGACGACAAAGCCAAUCAAGUCAUAGCAGCAGGCGCCGCUUGGAAAUUGUUGGUGUGGAAACUGACAGCUAAUAUGAAGGAAUCCCUACGAGAUGGCCAUGAUGAAGCAGAAGUCAGUAGGGCUUUCAGUCUCGUAUCAGAAGCGAUCGACCAAUUCAAUAUUACCUAUCGAGGCUUACUCGAAGUGUGCCAGAAACGCAUUCAAUUCUUUGGCCAGGAAACGAAGCUUCGUUGGUGUAAGUGGUCAACAACACUCCUCUACAGAUUCUGGCUGACCUUAUUCUCCAAGAUGAGCUCAUGCUGCAUUACAAUCUGUCCAUUCUCAUGCUUGUGGAUAUGAUUGCAGCGACCGAUCGGCAUGAUCUUCUCUCACGCUUCUCAGCGAAAAGGGUCGACGCCGAGAGCUGGGUCUUGAAUUGCCUGAUGUUCGGCCUCACCAACCGAUACACCCUACAACUUCAAUCGGAUGUCGUCCCUGCUGAUUCCAUGGCUUCGAAUGCACAAUUACCGAGUUUCACUACAUCACUGGUUGCUGUCGACCCAUAUGCGCAUCACGCUGUUGCUGCUGUCAAAUUGAUGCAGAAAGCCAUAGACAGAGACUUCGCUGCGGGAAAAAUUAGCGCAGAUGCAUAUCGGAACCUACUUUCUACCUUAACGCAGACCCUAGACCAAUUACCUCAGGGGUCCAAGUCAGUACAGAUUGUCAGGGCAGACCUUGCCAACAUCGAAGUCGCUUCCCAGCCGUUGUACGCAACGAGUGGCCCGUGAAGAUGCGUACAGUCUGGUUAACGUCUCCCUCUCCUCCUCCUCCGGAGCCGAGUCGCGCAGAGACGUCAAUCCCACCAAGGGCACGUACCGGGCCAAUCUCUGUUAUGGGCAAAAGCACUGCAUCGCAGGAUCCUACGCCGCUUCCGCUCCGUGCUGACAUGCAGGUGGCCGCAACAUCGCAUUUUGGCAGUCUGAAGUGUACCUUUCUUCAGCACAUGCAGGAUCGGGCAUCUACCACGUGAAACACGUCGGAUCCGCCAGGAGAAAAUCAUACUCCGGCCACAUGGGCAAGCAUACCAGGAGACGUCUGUGGGGCCAGGGCAAUGCAACCUAACCCCGGACUUUGGGGAAAUGAGCCUCAGUCGUCGGGGGGCGGGCACUUGCGGGAACACGGAAUCUCCUUAGGCAGGUCCACACAUUCUCGCCUGGGAUGAUAUGUCAAGGUCGGAAUCACCUGAGGAAAGUGCACCAGGAAAGUCCAGCGACGCAAUCUAUUCGAGCUCAAGCCUUCGGCUCGCCAUCCAACGAGACUACUGUACGCCUUCCACACCUUAACAAGGAUUGCAACGGAGCUCUUCCUUCGAUCGGUCUGGCUGAAAGACUGCAUUUUUACCCUGUCCGCCAGCCGCUGGACAGAAAAACGGGUCGCUUUCUAAAGCCGCAUGCAUUGUCCGGGCAAUUUCCUUGUCCUCAGGCGCAAACAGGUAAAAUUCUCUCCUGGGCGCCAACGGCAGAAACUUCUAGGCUUACCAGGGUGUCGGCUGGGGCUUGCGAGCAUCACUCCACUGAUUGCUCCGGACUCAGGGUCAAGUACGAGUCUGAUGCAGUGUAGAGUACGCUGUCAUCAGCCUCCGCUCUGACGGGCUACUUGCACAUUCGCACAAUCUCGAACGAAGUACAUUAAUGUCGUGAUGAUGUGACGUCGACCCGCGUGGUGCUGCCCCUCAGCUCGUAUUCUCGCUUCGAGCGUGAGCGGACCGACCACUUAUGCGAGGCUGUGGCUUUGCCACAAAGCUUGGGUAGCAUUUUCAAAAGCCGGGGGUCGUGCUCCGCCGCCCAAUGGAGCUUUGCCACAAUCAUCCAUGAUCCCUCUCAAUUGCCGAUCGACUUGGCUCGGAGCCGUUCGGUACCGAUUUGAUAUGAGUACACAGGACGGCACACAAUCACAGAGGCGACCUGGGCUUAGAUCUCCGGAAUCAGUAAUCGUAGAUCAAGACCCAGGGUGGUGUGGGUGGUGCGGAUGUGGACGCUGUUGGAUACUGCAGAAUCGCCUGCCUGGCGGUAUCGCAGAUGCUGUCGAACAUUGAUCUUUACAAGGCGGUCGUGUGCGAGAUGCGGUGACGGUGUGAAGGAACUGCAGAUUUGGCCUUGAGGCGGAAUGGUUACAAACGUGUUGUUGAAGAUUUCUUAGUAUCAUUCAUUUCCAUCAGGAUUAACUCCCC